This is a messenger RNA of Funneliformis mosseae, 417 nucleotides long. The record is from the annotation of a GenBank genome assembly. NCBI's taxonomy places the organism in Eukaryota, Fungi, Glomeromycota, Glomeromycetes, Glomerales, Glomeraceae.
AUGUCUUCACAUGGCACCUUGCAUAAUUCACACUCAUCAAAACAUUCUUCCUUCUAUUCCUUUCAAGAUAAAAAUGAAUUUCUUCAACGAUCCCCUUCUCUAUCAAACUUCAGUAACGGAGAAAGACAAAUUCAUACACCUACUUACACCAGAAAGUCAACUCGGCAUAUUUCUCAAUUGGAACCUGAUACUACUGCGUUAUGGGGUUGGGUUCUUUUAUUAGCCGCUUAUUUUAUUUUUGUAUUCAGUAUGUAUGCUAUCGUCGUUAGUAAGUUUGUUCCUGAAACCGGAAACAAGACGCUUGAUUGGAUUAAGAGGGAUGAAUAUUAUUGCCUUUUAGUUCCACUCACAUUACCAGUAACAAUAUAUGCGAUAUUCUUUAAUUGGUUGGGCAUGAAAUUUUUUAGACAUAAUUAA